Molecule: messenger RNA, 1296 nt
Organism: Schistosoma spindalis
Lineage: Eukaryota; Metazoa; Platyhelminthes; Trematoda; Strigeidida; Schistosomatidae
Source: the annotation of a GenBank genome assembly
AUGAAUAAGACAGGCAAAAAACGAAAAAAGGGUUAUGUCGGGGAGUCUAUUUUGUCUUAUUUUGUCCGAGAUGAAAAAUACAAAGCUCCUGCUAAAACCUUGAACCCAUGUACUAUAUCUACAUCUCUCCCAAUAUCUAAAAACAACCCACUCAAAAAAACUCCUAGAAAGUGCCCUUUUUAUAAAUGGAUUCCAGAUACAUCAAUUACUGUUGAUGCUUUCUGUUAUGCUGAGAUUCCUGGGUGUACCUGUUACUUCCUCUCCCAUUUCCAUUUUGAUCAUUUCAGAGGCAUCCACAAGAAUUUCAAAGGAGAUAUCUAUUGCAGCGAGGUGACAAAGAAUCUUUUGAGAGAUGCUUAUGGUUUGGGGCUGGUUAUUAAUGUGCUUGAGAUAGAGAAGAGUACAAAGAUUGGCGAUGUAGAAGUAACAGCUUUAGACGCUAAUCAUUGUCCUGGCUCUUUAAUGUUCCUUUUCUAUGUGCCAUCAAAACAGAGAACGUAUCUGCAUACUGGUGACUUUCGUUAUACACCAUCAAUGUUAACUCAUCCAAGUAUAUUAACGAAUUAUUUAUCAGACAACAGUUCUUCUAAAAAGUUACCAAGGAUACAUUCAAUAUUUUUGGAUACAACAUAUUGUUCAUCUCAGUAUGAUUUUCCUGCUCAAGUGGAUGUUAUUCAUGGAGCAUUGGAAGUUACACGUGAUUAUCUGAUAAAAGAUCCUACCAUUUUAGUUGUUUGUGGAAUGUACUCAAUAGGCAAGGAACGAUUUGCACUUGGUCUUGCCUCUAAACUAAACCUAAAAGUUUGGUUGCCAAACAAUCAAAAUCGUUUAAUCAAGCUAGCUGCGCAAGGCGGUUGUACUAUAUGCAAAGAGCUGCUUCAAUAUGUCGUUGAUAGUUCUCAUAAAGCUCAACUGCAUGUUCUACCCAUGCAGCAAUUAAAUGUGGCAGGCCUUGUUCAACAUCAAAAGAAAUUGGGCAAUCGAUUACCAAUUGAUCCUUUUCACAAUUCAUCAACCUUUUCUAAAUUGCGGUCUAUUCUAGGCUGGCGCCCAACUGGUUGGUCUCAUCGGCAGUCAAAUAAUACUCAGGCAUCAAUAAAGCCUCCACCGAACGGCAUUGUUUUGGAACAGAAAAAGAGCGACAUUCACAUAUAUGGUGCACCAUAUAGUGAACAUAGUAGUUUUCUGGAGUUAAAACAAUUCAUUACACGUCUUCAUCCUGUACAAGUACAACCUACUGUUUUUGGUACAUCGAUUACUGUGAUGAAAGAUACAGUGAACAGCUGGUUGAAAUGA